Messenger RNA from Strongyloides ratti, 1578 nucleotides. RefSeq names its product CUB domain and C-type lectin domain and C-type lectin-like domain and C-type lectin fold domain-containing protein. NCBI's taxonomy places the organism in Eukaryota, Metazoa, Nematoda, Chromadorea, Rhabditida, Strongyloididae. Bases 1 to 1578 code for a protein of 525 amino acids. The record is from RefSeq and is a predicted model, not a curated record. The transcript is spliced from 6 exons.
AUGAAGUAUCUAAUUAUAUCUUUUUAUUUUAUAUUUAAUUUAAUAUAUAUUGUUAAAACUAAUGACAACCAAUGUAUUGCAGGAUAUACAUAUUAUGAUAAUUGGUGUUAUAAGUAUUAUCCAAUUUCUACAAUUUCCUUAUCUGAUGCAAAAGAGAUAUGUGCAAAGGAUAAUGGGGAACUUCCUGUAAUUCAUAAUGUUAUGACUAAUAAUUUUAUAACAGAUUUAAUAACAGAUUCUGUAUGGAUUGGUCUUACAUGUGAUAAUAAAAAUAUCUGUACAUGGGUUGAUGGUACCCCUUAUGAUUAUAAUAAUUUUCAAAAUGGAUUACCUCAAGUUUACAUUGGAAAUGCAGUUAAAUUGUUAAUUCACCAUGAGCAACGAAAUUUUAAUGGAUUAUGGAUUUCAUCAUCAGCUGCCAAUACCAAUGCAACAACAUUAUGUAGAAUGGCAGCUAAAAUUAACACUCAAAAAUGUCCCUUAAAUUAUUAUUAUAUUUCAAAUGAAAAUAAUAAUUGUUAUAAGAUUGUUAAUGACCCUGAUACAUUUGACAAUGCAGCAAUAAACUGUAAAAAUGAUGGUGGUAAUUUGAUUUCAAUUCAUUCAUUAACAGAAAAUGUUGAGGUACUUAAUUUUCUUCAGGCAAAGACAAAUAAAAAUUCAGCAUGGAUUGGAUUACAAUAUAUUGAUUCUAAUUCUGUAUGGUUAGAUGGAUCAAGUUUUGAUUUUAAUAAUUAUAAAAAAGACUUUCCAAAUAAAGUUUUUGGUGAUGGUGUUGAAAUUCUUCUUAUACAAGAUGACGAGUCAUUUGGAUUCUGGGAAAAUACUCGUAUAACAAAUAUGCUUCCAUAUAUUUGUAAAAUGACAGAAGAUGAAGUUUAUAAUUAUAAUGGAGGAACAACAACUGUAAAUCCACUUGCUACAACAUUAUCUCCAUCAAAUAAAUGUCCAACUAGUCCAAUGUAUCAAAAUAAUGGUUAUAUAAACUCCCCUGGUUAUCCAUCAUUUUAUGGUAAUAAUAUAGAUUGUUAUUACUAUUUAAUUGCACCCAAAGGAUCAUUUAUUCAAUUUAAGAUUAUGGACUUUAAUUUAGAUGUGGGAGAUUCAUUAAAUGCUUAUGAUGGAAAUGAUUUUAAUAAUAUAAUAAAAUCAUUAACAGGUUCUGAUAAUACCAAUGCUGUUGGAUUAAUUUUAACAACAAAAUAUAAUAAUUUUAUGGUACUACAUUUUCGUUCUAAUGCAAACCAUAUUACAAGAAAUAGUGGAUUCAAUGGAUAUUUUACAACAUAUAUAAAAAAUUUAUUAACAACCCCUGUUCCAUUACCAACAACAUCAAUUUAUGUUGAGACAACUAAUUCUAAUGAAUGCCCAUCAGAUGUUUUUACUAAGAAUUCAGAGAUUAUCACCUCCCCAGGCUAUCCCAAAUCAUUUGGGGCAAAUUUACUUUGUACCUAUCUUAUUGAAGCACCACUUGGAAAAAAUGUAGCACUACAAUUAGAAAAAAUUCAUAUAUCACAGGAUGAGGUAAGUUUAGAAAUUUAUGAUGGUAAAGGAAUGUCUUUAAAUAUAAUUUCUUAA